AUGUGCUUUUCAAGUAUACGCGACAAAAAUAAUGAUAACGGUAGCGUAAGUGAUAACAGUCCCGGUAAAAGUCUUGAUAAUAAAACUUGGUUCGAUGGAAUAUUAUCGUUUAAAGACCUAGAAAUUAUCGACCCUCAUAGGGCUAAAUUUUUAAGGAAUUUAAAAGAGUUAGUCGAUAGGAAGCAUGAAAUUCUAAAUAGUUCAUUAUCUGACAAGGAGAAAAAUGACAAGUUAUCAUCAUUGACUUUAUCUUCGUCUGACGAUUCGCAAAGCGACAUUAAAUUAGAAGAUCUAUGCUUAACAUUUCAAUAUUCACCAUCAUCAAUUAUUUAUGGUUACGAGACUGUUGAUCUUAUUGCAAAUGGAGGAGAAAAAAUACUUACUGUUGAAAAUGUAGAAGAGUAUGUCGAUUUGAUGUACAAUUUCUGCUUCCGUGACGGUAUCCAGAGACAAAUAGACGCCUUCAAAGAGGGUUUUGAUUUGGUCUUUCCAAUGGAAAGUUUAGCCUUAUUUACUCCAGAAGAAGCAAGAAAUAUCUUGUGCGGUGAUCAAAGUCCACAAUGGACCAAAGAUGAUUUGUUAAACUAUACUGAACCGAAAAAUGGUUAUACUCGAGAAAGUGCUGGCUAUUUACGUUUCAUAAAUGUUGUUUCAAACUUUGAUAACGAUGAAAGAAAGGCUUUUUUACAGUUUACCACUGGAUGUUCAUCACUUCCACCUGGUGGAUUAAGAAAUUUACACCCUCACCUUACUGUGGUUAAAAAAGAAAUGGAAUCGAAUGGUACCCACCCCUCAGUUAACACGUGCGUUCACUAUUUAAAAUUACCGGAUUAUGCAUCAGAAGAUAUUCUUAGAGACCGUUUAUUGGCAGCGACAAAAGAAAAGGGAUUUCAUCUUAACUAA
Trichoplax adhaerens is the source of this 903-nucleotide messenger RNA. RefSeq lists its product as uncharacterized. The transcript has 6 exons. Gene Ontology annotation, molecular function: ubiquitin protein ligase activity. Gene Ontology annotation, biological process: proteasome-mediated ubiquitin-dependent protein catabolic process; anatomical structure development; protein K63-linked ubiquitination. Lineage: Eukaryota; Metazoa; Placozoa; Uniplacotomia; Trichoplacea; Trichoplacidae. The record is from RefSeq and is a predicted model, not a curated record. Gene Ontology annotation, cellular component: nuclear speck. Bases 1 to 903 code for a protein of 300 amino acids.